CAUGAGGUCAGAGUUUACCGGAAGCCUUUGGCUGCUGCCGGGAGACAUAACAACGCCAAAAAAAUCCCCUACAAUAGUCGUAUAGUGUGCACUUUGACAUAUGUCUGCAUGGACGAAAGGUUUUAUUGUGCUCCGCUCGACUGGACGAAUGAAAAAAUGUCUGCUCCGUGUUGAGACGAGCGCAUAGAACUGACUUUAAACCCGGAAGUGGAGUAGCAGCAGUGAGUGCAGCAGGUGUUAGCCUAGCCGCUAACACCCUUUAUAACUUUUAAAUCCCGUAAAAGAGACUGCUUUUGUGUUAGAUCGUUAUUUUCACACUCAUUCUGUCCGAGAACAUCGCAGAAAUAGCCUGCCAUGCAUGUCAGUGCUGAAACGCGCUUAUCGGAGUAUAAACUGGGUGAGAUGUGAGAACAUUGUGAUGCACAGAUCCAGUUGUCAGAUACUGUCCACUCUCAUCUCAUCAAUGGGAUUCUGAUUAGAUCGAUCAAUCAUUCUGAUCUACUCUGGGUCAUUCAGGAGCCUGCAGACAUGAGUGGCAAAUUUGGCCUUGUGAAUUACAGCUCGAGGAAGCACAUCUCCAUAACUGUGCCUUCAUCCACAGAGGUGAUGUCUCCUCAUAUCAAAUCAGUGGAGGAGCUCAGAGUACUCGGCAUUAACUUGAACAGCUUCAACACACCAACACAGUUCUUCAUCUGUGUGGCUGGUGUCUUCCUCUUUUACCUCAUCUACGGCUACCUGCAGGAGCUAAUAUUCUCAGUGGAGGGCUUUAAGCCAUUUGGCUGGUAUCUGACUUUGGUGCAGUUUGGAUUUUACUCCUUGUUUGGCUUGGUGGAGUUGCAGCUCACUCAAGAUAAAAGGAGGAGGAUACCAUGCAAAACUUACAUGAUCAUAGCAUUUUUAACGGUUGGGACCAUGGGCCUAUCUAACACUUCUUUAGGAUACUUGAACUAUCCUACCCAAGUCAUCUUUAAGUGCUGCAAACUCAUUCCUGUCAUGAUCGGAGGAGUUUUUAUACAAGGAAAACGCUACAACGUUGCGGAUGUCUCUGCUGCUCUGUGCAUGAGUCUCGGUCUGAUUUGGUUCACACUGGCAGACAGUAAGAUUGCACCUAACUUCAAUGUAACGGGGGUUCUUCUUAUAUCUUUGGCUCUCUGUGCGGACGCUGCUAUUGGAAAUGUGCAGGAAAAAGCCAUGAAACUCCAUAAUGGAAGCAAUUCUGAGAUGGUCUUAUAUUCCUAUUCUAUUGGUUUUGUGUAUAUUCUGUUGGGUCUGCUGUCCUUAGGGGGACUUGGACCUGCUGUGUCUUUUUGCGCUCAGCAUCCAAUGACAACAUAUGGUUACGCAUUCCUCUUUUCACUGACGGGCUAUUUUGGCAUUUCAUUUGUGCUGGCAUUAAUCAAGUUGUUUGGAGCACUGGUUGCUGUCACAGUGACUACAGGACGGAAAGCCAUGACUAUUGUUUUGUCCUUUCUCUUCUUUUCAAAACCUUUCACUUUUCAAUAUGUGUGGGGCGGUCUUCUCGUCGUGUUUGGCAUCUUCCUGAACGUUUACAGUAAAAACAAAGACAAAAUGAAGCUUCCCUCUUUAGCAGAGCUCAGAAAACGAGUGCUCAGUGGGAGGAAAGUACGCCUGCUGUCUCAGGACGUGUAGGAGGAUGAACUCAAACGUUUUAUUGAUUGGGCUUCUCCUACGUGUUACAUCGGCUGAUGCUCAGGUGUAGUUUGGAGUCCAAGAUGGGACAGAUGACCACACACACAGCUAAAUCAGCACACAUGGAGCUUGGGGACCUAUUUAAAUCAAAGGGACAUGAACUAGAGCCAAAAAAGCAAAGAUUUGCACUUGACAGGGGUGGAAACUGAAGAUGGCUUUUGUGUAUGGAAACAAGAUUAUGUCCAAAUGAAUGUGGGCCUUAAGGAGCCAGGGACAUUUAAAAUGACAACAUUUCACCUGCAUGUGCCGUAAAACACUGUUAACGGUUGAUGUGUAAGUCACGACUGCGGCUGCACAGGUGAGAAGAACUCAAUGUUAUUCUGUCUGAUUUAAGGGCUGAAGUUCGGAAAAGCAUCAACUUAUCAGCUGCCGUAUUUGCUAAUCAUUUGUUUGGUGAAAGGUGGCUGUUUUUACAUUAAAAACAAACUGGGAAGUUGA
Messenger RNA from Danio rerio (zebrafish), 2148 nucleotides. The record is from RefSeq and is a predicted model, not a curated record. Lineage: Eukaryota; Metazoa; Chordata; Actinopteri; Cypriniformes; Danionidae.